AUGAGCGUGUCUCUACGGUCUAUGCUGGUAGAAGGACCGCAAGCGCCGAAGCCCAAGGGGCCGUAUACGUAUGCUAACACGCCACGUGCACUCUACAACAAUGCCAAACUGAAGAAAGACCCGUCUUGGUACACAUGUGACUCCUUCCUCUCCUCCUCCAAGGAGGAGAGGAAGGAGUCACAUGGGGUUCCAACACAAGGACCUCCGCCGAGAUAA
Molecule: messenger RNA, 216 nt
Organism: Arctia plantaginis
Lineage: Eukaryota; Metazoa; Arthropoda; Insecta; Lepidoptera; Erebidae
Source: the annotation of a GenBank genome assembly